Messenger RNA from Meleagris gallopavo (turkey), 2413 nucleotides. NCBI's taxonomy places the organism in Eukaryota, Metazoa, Chordata, Aves, Galliformes, Phasianidae. The record is from RefSeq and is a predicted model, not a curated record.
AUGGCGAUACCCCUUUGCCUUUCGCGUUCCAUGCGUGGAAGCAGCGCGCCCUGCAGCAGCCCGGAUGGCCCCCAGAGGAAAAAACGGAAGUCUGAAGCUACAGGAGUGGACAAGCAGUUAGACAUCCUGGCUAUUGGCACAGCAGUUGGUAGCAUUUUGUUGUACAGCACAGUAAAAGGAGAAUUACAGAGCAAGCUAGAUGGUGGUCAUGACAAUAGAAUAAAUUGUGUGAGGUGGCAUCAGGACAACUGCUGCUUGUAUAGCUGUUCAGAAGACAAACACAUUGUGGAAUGGAACACACAGACCUGCAAAGUGAAGUGCAAGUGGAAAGGUGACAGUAGCAGUGUCAGCUCUUUGUGCAUCAGUCCAGAUGGAAAAAUGCUGCUGUCAGCCGGUAGAACUAUAAAACUGUGGGACCUGGAGACCAAAGAAGUCUACAGACAUUUCACAGGCCAUGCUACAUCAGUGUCAUCAUUAAUGUUUACCACAGUGAGACCUAUGAAUGAAAAUAAACCCUUUGAUGGAAUUACAGGACUUUAUUUCUUGUCUGGGGCUAUACAUGACCGGUUACUGAGUGUUUGGCAGAUCAGAUCAGAUAGGAAAGAAAAGAAUGCUGUGAUGUCUUUCACGGUAACAGAUGAACCAACGUUUAUUGACCUGACCGUGUCAGAGCUCAAAGAAGAGCCUGUGAAGUUGGCAGUUGUUUGCAGAGAUGGGCAGUUGCAUUUAUUUGAACACAUCUUAAAUGGCUACUGCAAAAAACCCUUAACAUCAAACUGUACUAUCCAGAUAGCAACGCCUGGAAAUGAUGGAGACUCCACGCCAAAACCAGUUCCUAUUCUAGCAGCUGCAUUUUGCACAGACAAACAGUCUCUGCUGCUUGUGUAUGGAAACACCCUACAGCCCAUCAUAGAGAAAGUGUCUUUGAACACCAACGAAUCCCACAUAUGUUUGAUAAGGGAUGUCCAGAAAGUGUUGGUGCUUAAAACAGAUGAUGCUGUAACAAAGAUAAAGACGCCAGUUGUGAACUCGGACACCAAAGUUCUAGUGCCUGGCAUUCCAGGACACAGUGCAACUGUUAAAACUCCGUCCUCAGGAAAGGAGAAAAAGAAAAGCAAAAGGAAACCAGGAGAGACAGAGGGUAGCAUUGAGGAACGCCUAGGGGCAUUGGAUAUUGAUGUGAGCAAAGUAAAAACUCCAGGUGGCCUUCCACAAACAGAUAGCUUUGCAGUGCUUUUGGUUCAGGGCUUGGAAAGCAAUGAUGAAGACAUCUUAAAUAAAGUGCUUUCCACAAGAAAGGAAACUUUAAUAAAGAACACAGUAGCCAGAAUGCCUAUACACGCUGUCAUUCCACUGCUGCAUGAGCUUACAAAGAGAUUGCAAGGCAACCCAUACAGUGCCUCACAAAUGGUUCGAUGGCUGAAGUUUGUUUUUACUCUACAUGCAUCCUACCUUUCCACAUUGCCAGACCUUAUUCCUCAGCUGGGAACGCUGUACCAGUUAAUGGAGAGCAGGGUAAAAACUCUGCAGAAGCUUUCCCGUCUACAUGGAAGGCUCUUCCUUCUUGUCACCCAGGUUGCAGCAUCGGAAACAGUUCAGGAUGUGAUGGAGGUUAAUCAGACUGCGAAGCUGGUAUAUGAGGAUGAAUCCUCAGAGGAGGAAGGUUCAGAUGAUGAGAUGAUUGCGGAUAAAGACUCAGAUGAAAACUGGGAUGAAGAUGAAGAGAAAGAGGAGCAAUCAGAUGAACAAGACAUGACUGUUGAAAAGGAAAUUAAUGGUGAUUCUGAUUUGGAACCAGAAAAUGAAAGUGAAGAAGAAUAAUGGCAUAAAAGAAUAAACAGUUUAAAGAAGUGGGCCACCAGAACUUUCUAAUUCUGGAUCAUCUUGCUGAAAGAUGCCAUAUUUGCAUAUAGGGAGUGCAGACUUAUGCGCAGCCUAUGUGUAGGGGCACGUGUGGGGCACUGUGCAUUUCUGAAUCCAGAAUGUUUAACCACGCCAGCCUUCUCUUGCCCUAUUUCCCUGCGCUUACUAUAGAAACAUUUCUUCCACCUCUCAUGGUCAGAUUAUGCCUGUCAUGUGGACAUGCAUUUGUAUCUCAAGUGAAAUAAAUCUGCCACCGCUGUUUGUGUGGUAAACUUGGUUCAGCUUUACACUGAAUUUGUUUCAAAUGUUCAAGGAUCAAAGACAGCUGAUCUAUACCUUCUUUCCAUGCUUCAGUUAGCAAUAGCAAGUGGGCAUCCUGCUGCUUUUUUUUUUUUGUUUCCAGGAAAAAAAAAAAAAGGAAAAAGUUAUUUUUGUAAUGUUUAAAUUCUCUAAUGGAUUUCCUUUCUUUCCUCCCAUCCUCCAUUGGUUCAGCCAUGCCUUGGCAAUGUCUAAAUGCCAAAGUGGCUUAAAAACAGCUUUUUUUUUUUUU